AUGGCAAAACCAGGCAAACAGGGAAAAAAUAAUGCAGAAAUUGAGUUUGUUCCAGAAGAAGAGCAACAACAAAAACAAUUUGUAAAAGAUAAUGCCAAUAACGCUGACUCUGAAGAAGAAUUAGAGGAUUUGGAUAGCGAAGAUGAAAUUGAUCAAUCCGAAGACUCUGAUGUUGAAAGUGCAGAUGAGGAGGCAUCAGGUCAUGGAGAAGAAAAGGAUAAAACAAGCUCAAUGGCCGAUGAUAUUGCAAAACUUUUAAAUGAAGAGCCCGCUGCUCCCGAGACAACUGAUACUCCUGUUUUGAGUUUGUCGAAGAAGUCGAAAAAAGCAAUUCGCAAGAGUAGCGCCGACAAAAAGGCUGCAAAGUUACGCACCGCUCAUCGCCGCGAGCGCUUGAAAAAGGAAAACGUGGGUCGUGUUACCGACAUUGUUGCUACUGAUGGUGACACAGUCAAAACAUACUUUACACAUGAAAGAGAGCUUCGUCGUGUUGCACGAAGAGGUGUGGUUCAAUUGUUCAAUGCCGUUCGUACUUCUCAAAUGAGAGGAGCUAUGAUGAGCUCUUCUGUUACCGGUGGCAGAACGACUCGUGAACAAAAGGUACAAGAGCUUUCCAAGUCGAGCUUCCUUGACCUCAUUAAAUCCCAAUAA
Molecule: messenger RNA, 651 nt
Organism: Schizosaccharomyces octosporus yFS286
Lineage: Eukaryota; Fungi; Ascomycota; Schizosaccharomycetes; Schizosaccharomycetales; Schizosaccharomycetaceae
Product: rRNA processing protein Rrp15
Exons: 1
Coding region: 1-651 (216 amino acids)
Biological process (GO): maturation of 5.8S rRNA; maturation of LSU-rRNA
Cellular component (GO): preribosome, large subunit precursor
Source: RefSeq, a predicted model, not a curated record